AUGAAAAGAGGAAACCGAACUGUCAUCACAGAGUUUCUCCUCUUGGGUUUACCUGUUGAUCCAAAUCACCAAGACCUACUCUACGUCUUGUUCCUGGUUAUGUAUCUUACCACUGUCCUUGGGAACCUCAUCAUCAUCAUCCUCAUUGGAUUGGACUCCCAUCUCCACACACCCAUGUACUUAUUUCUCAGUAACUUGUCCUUCUCUGACCUCUGCUUCUCCUCUGUGACCAUUCCUAAAAUGUUGCAGAACAUGCAGAGCCAAGUCCCAGCCAUCCCUUAUGCAGGCUGCCUGACACAGAUGUAUUUCUUUCUGCUAUUUGCAGACCUUGAGAGCUUCCUCCUUGUGGCCAUGGCCUAUGACCGCUAUGUGGCCAUCUGCUUCCCCCUGCACUACACCAGCAUCAUGAGCCCUAAACUUUGUCUCUGCCUGGUGUCACUGUCCUGGGUGUUGACUACCAUCAUCUCUUCGCUGCAUACACUGCUCAUGGCUCGGCUAUCUUUCUGUGCUGAUAAUGUGAUCCCCCAUUUUUUCUGUGACAUGUCAGCUCUGCUGAAGUUGGCCUGUUCUGACAUCCAGAUAAAUGAAAUAAUGAUAUUUAUAUUGGGAGGGCUUGUCAUUAUUGUUCCAUUCCUGUUGAUCUUUUUAUCCUAUGCACACAUUGUGUCUUCUAUCCUAAAGGUCCCCUCUGCCAGAGGCAUCCGCAAAGCCUUCUCCACCUGUGGCUCCCACCUUUCUGUAGUGUCUCUCUUCUAUGGGACAAUCAUUGGUCUCUACUUGUGUCCUUCAACGAAUAAUUCUACUGUCAAGGAAACUGUCAUGGCUGUGAUGUACACAGUGGUGACUCCUAUGCUCAACCCCUUUAUUUACAGUCUCAGGAACCAAGACAUAAAGGGAGCAUUAGGAAGAGUCUUUUCAAAGCACAUAAUUCACUUUUCUCUACAAUAA
This is a messenger RNA of Dipodomys ordii (Ord's kangaroo rat), 948 nucleotides long. Its product is annotated as olfactory receptor-like protein DTMT. The record is from RefSeq and is a predicted model, not a curated record. The transcript has a single exon. Gene Ontology annotation, biological process: G protein-coupled receptor signaling pathway. Lineage: Eukaryota; Metazoa; Chordata; Mammalia; Rodentia; Heteromyidae. The coding region runs from base 1 to 948 and encodes 315 amino acids. Gene Ontology annotation, molecular function: G protein-coupled receptor activity; olfactory receptor activity. Gene Ontology annotation, cellular component: membrane.